Calidris pugnax (ruff) is the source of this 2094-nucleotide messenger RNA. Its product is annotated as protocadherin gamma-A10-like. The transcript has a single exon. Gene Ontology annotation, molecular function: calcium ion binding. Gene Ontology annotation, biological process: homophilic cell-cell adhesion. Gene Ontology annotation, cellular component: plasma membrane. The record is from RefSeq and is a predicted model, not a curated record. The annotation marks the transcript as partial. Lineage: Eukaryota; Metazoa; Chordata; Aves; Charadriiformes; Scolopacidae.
GAACUGAGAGUAAGUGAGACGACAGCCCCGGGUUGGCGGUUUCCCCUGCGGAACGCGAAGGACCCGGACGUGGGUCGGAAUUCCCUGCAGAGCUACGAGCUGAGCGGCGACGAGCACUUCUCGCUGGCCGUGCAGGCGGGCCCCGGCGGGGAGCAGCGUCCCGAGCUGGUGCUGGCGAAGGCGCUGGACCGGGAGGAGGCGGCGUUUCACGAGCUGGUGCUGAGGGCGAGCGACGGCGGAGAGCCGCGGCGGACGGGCACGGCGCGCAUCCGCGUGUCGGUGCUGGACGCCAACGACAACGCGCCCGCGUUCAGCCAGGCAGAGUACACGGUGCGUGUGGCGGAGGACGUGCCCGUGGGCUCCGUCCUCGUCACUGUGACGGCCACCGACGCCGACGAGGGGAUCAACGGGGACGUCAAGUAUUCGCUGAAGAAAAUCUCAGAGAAAGCCUCGAACAUUUUCCAGUUGGCCACAGAGACGGGAGCGAUCACCUUAGUGAGAAGCCUGGACUUCGAGCGUGGCGACUCCUACGAACUGGAGGUGCAGGCACGGGAUGGCGGCGGACUUUCCGACACGGCGAAAGUGGAGAUCACUGUGACAGACGUCAACGACAACAUGCCUCUGAUUUCGGUUCGUUCGGCGCUUGGCGAAAUCUCUGAGGACGCUCCACCGGGGACGGUGGUGGCCCUGCUGCACGUCCAGGACCCGGACUCCGGACUCAACGGGCAGGUGCGUUGCAGCGUCGCCGAGAGCCUCCCGUUCCGUCUGGAGAAGAGCUUUGAGGACUACUACCGCGUGGUGACGGCGCGGGAGCUGGACCGCGAGGAGGUGUCGGAGUACAACGUGACGGUGCGGGCGUCGGACGGCGGGUCGCCGCCGCUGCGGAGCAGCGCGGUGCUGGCGCUGCGGGUGCUGGACGUGAACGACAACGCGCCGGUGUUCGCGGAGGCGCGGUACAGCGCGCGGGUGCCCGAGAACAACGCGGCGGGCGCGCUGCUGCUGAGGGUGCGGGCGCGGGACGCGGACUGGGGCGCGAACGCGCGCGUGCGGUACCGGCUGUGGGAGGGGCGGGUGCGGGGCGCGCCGCUGUCGUCGUACGUGUCGGUGCAGGCGGAGACGGGCGCGCUGUACGCGCUGCGCUCCUUCGACUACGAGGAGGUGCGCGAGGUGGGGCUGUGGGUGGGGGCGGAGGACGGCGGCGCGCCGGCGCUGAGCAGCAACGUGUCGGUGCGGCUGGAGAUCGUGGACGAGAACGACAACGCGCCGCAGGUGCUGUACCCGCCGCCGGCGCCAGCGGGCUCGGGCUCGGGCUCGGGCUGGGGCUCGGUGUCGGGGUGGUGGUCGGGCGUGGAGCUGUGGCCGCGGUCGGCGGAGCCCGGGUCGCUGGUGGCCAAGGUGGUGGCGGUGGACGCGGACGCGGGUCAGAACGCGUGGCUGUCGUACGAGCUGGCCAAGGCGACGGAGCCGGGUCUGUUCCGCGUGGGGCUGCACGGCGGCGAGGUGCGGACGGCGCGGUUGCCGCUGGCCCGCGACGCGGCGCGGCAGAGCCUGGUGGUGGUGGUGAAGGACCACGGGCGGCCGGCGCUGUCGGCCACGGCCACGCUGAGGGUGGUGCUGGGCGAGAGCGUGGCCGAGCUGCUGUCGGAGCUGGGCAGCGCGGCGGCGGCGGCGCCGGGCGAGCCGGGCGGCAGCCUGACGCGCUGGCUGGUGCUGGCCGUGGCGGCCGUCUCCUGCCUCUUCCUCGCCUUCCUGCUGCUGCUGCUGGCGCUGCGCCUGCGCCGCUGGCGCCGCUCGCAGCUGCCGGCGGCGGGCAGCGGCGCCUUGCGCGGCGUCCCGGCCUCGCACUUCGUGGGCAUCGACGGCGUCCGCGCCUUCCUGCGCUCCUACUCGCACGAGGUCUCGCUCACCGCCGACUCGCGCAAGAGCCAGCUGCGCUUCUCGGGCGGCAGCUGCUGCGACACCCUGCCGGCCCGCCCGCCGCCCGACGAGCCCGCGCCGCCGCUGCUCCCCGAGGACGCUGACGGCGCCCGCCGCGACGACCCCGCCGCUCCCCCGGUGAGUUGUCUGCAAGUGCCUAUUGAUCCGCGGAGGUGA